AUGGCAGCGACGACCUCAGACUUGCCACAGCCACCGCUGGCAGAGGCGGAUGCUACGGAUAUCAUGGAUCUUCUCCGGCGAGCUACUGCAGACAUGACCACUGACGAGCUGCUAACCAGCGACAACUUCACUUUUUACAAAGCUUUGACCUCGGUCGAGCUUGGCGACCCCCGUACCGAUGCCGGCUGCAGCCAGCUUCUUCCCGAAAAUGAGUGCAGCAUCUCCCUCGAGGACGCACUAUCGGCUGGCCUUCCCGUUGGAGAGUUCACUCCGCGUCAAUACACCUACAUCGCAGCGCGAAUCCUUCAAGCCUAUCUGGCUUGGCUCCGAGGCAAUGCCCUACCCGUCACCAUCAUGAACUGCAUGUACCUCGUCAAUGCUUCGUGUCUCGAGGAUCGCUCGAUGAAGCUCCUCUGCAGUGCUGCCGUUCGGCUUGUCAUGCUGACCGUCGAGACUGCACGCCAGACAGGCAUUCACUCGGAGGAAGAUUUCAACCCUCAGCUUCAUGGGAUCAAUGCUGCUCACAUCAGCAAGAAAACGACUGCUCAAUUUCUGCGAGCUUUGGCGAGUCAAACGGACAAAACCUUCCCGACUGAUGAUUCUUCGGACGGCCGCUUGCUUCUGCUCAUCCUACGCACGCUUGGCUUGCUCUUGGACCUGAUGGAAACCAUCCAUGCACCUGCGGACCUCAAAGUGCUUGAAUCAUGCCUGCAAAAGCUGGAUGAUUUGGUCAAGGAACUCUUGACACUGGCCAAUCACCUUGAACAUGUGCUACAAGACUCUGGCUUUCAACAAGCUCCCAAAGCCCAGCCAUGGCAGGACCAUGCUUUUCAGCACCUUCAAGCCAGCGGCCCCACACGCCAGCUCGACUCACUCACGGCAAUCCAGGGACUUGAACGUUUACGUAAUGACAUUGGUGUCAUUCGUGACACGGUCGCUCAAUUUGAGACUUCAGGCGAAACCCUGUCAAAUAUCAUGCUGAGUCUCGAAGGCUUUCGUCAACGCCAGGCCAAUUUUUUUGCCCGCAUGUUUAUCCGGCAAAUCGUGCUGCCCAGCGAUGAGCGCAAGCUUUUUGGCCGCUUGGACCUCAGUCGUCAGGUACACGAAGCCAUCGUCAGUUUCAAUGGCGCCUGGUGCCUUGUCCAUAAGACAGACCUGUCUGAGGAGGCGCAACUGGCCGUUCAAACCUUCUUGGCGGAAGCAGUCGAAACAACCAUGGCCAAGAUUAACCUCUGCUGCGAAAACGGAGGGCGCCAGCAUCGCCGCCUUGCCAAAUUCCCUUUUAAGCUGCAAGCUCUGUAUGCUCGCGCCACCUUGACAGAUGCCACCUGCCGGCACCAUCAGCCCAGCUCCGUUGAUGCCAACCUAGCGGUGUUCUGCAACAAGUAUAUGCUCUCACCGCAUGCGCCCUCUUCUUUCCCCUUCCCUCAGGUGGAUCCGCACGCUUUGUCGGUGUGGGUCGGGUGGCGAUCUGCUGUCUGGGGCAUUGACUUUUUGCGUGCUGGCCUGCUUCUGAAUCUCUAUCAGCAACAUGAGCUCAAGAUGGUCUACUGGUACAUGGAGUACAUGUCGCGCUGGACCUCGCAAUGCUUCAGCAAGGCCUUUCGCAGUCUUCAGGUGCAAGCAGAAGCCAAGGGCAAGGGCAAGAGCAAGAAGAAGCAUCAACCCAAGGCCGUUUCUCCGACCAUGCAAUGGCACGUUUAUGAUUGCAUCUUUGGCCUGGCGCGAGCAAGUGUACUCAUCCUACACGCCGCGGGCAAGGCUGGACGCUUGCAUGCCUUCAACACAGAUUUCAUUAACGAACAAUGCCUGUUUUCGCACCGCUUUGCACCCUUUGGUAUUUUGGAAAUGCCUCCGCCGGGCUACUACACCACAUACACGGAGGAGUUGACGGCCAUGGACAAGCUUGACGUGCCAGAACUCUUUGAUGAAGCGAUCAAGACCUAUAAGGGUGUGAUGGCCUCCAUUGAUGCCAUCUUGGAUCAGCAAAAGCCCGAUCCCUACCCGACAUCUGCUGUGCGUCCCCUGCCUUGCUGUCGCGGCCCGCACGGCUGA
This is a messenger RNA of Monosiga brevicollis MX1, 2055 nucleotides long. RefSeq lists its product as uncharacterized. Gene Ontology annotation, biological process: N-terminal peptidyl-methionine acetylation. Gene Ontology annotation, cellular component: NatC complex. Bases 1 to 2055 code for a protein of 684 amino acids. Lineage: Eukaryota; Choanoflagellata; Craspedida; Salpingoecidae. The transcript is spliced from 19 exons. The record is from RefSeq and is a predicted model, not a curated record.